AUGGCAGGGCACGGUGCCACCCUGCUCCUGCUCCUCGGGCUCCUGCCAGCUGUGCUCGUGGCCGUCAGGAUCCCAGGCAAGGGCCGCGAGGUUCUGUACCUGGCCAAGGGCGACUCGGUCAAGCUGGGCUGUCCCUAUGUCCUGGAGCCCGAGGACAACGGGCCCCAGGGCGUGGGCAUCGAGUGGAUCCAGAUCACCCCCGAGAGACCCGGCCCCGAGAACGUGUUCCUGUCCUACCAGGACCACCACGUGAACUACGGCAGCUCGGGGCUGCAGGACCGCGUGGCGUUCGUGCAGACGGACCCGGGCCAGCGCGACGCCUCCAUCCGCGUGGCCGACCUGCAGGAGAGCGACACCGGCACCUACCAGUGCCGCGUCAAGAAGAACACGGUGGCCGUGCACGAGGUCAUUGUCACCGUGCAAGAGAAGCCGCCGGUGCCGCAGUGCUGGAGCGAGGGGGAGCUGAUCGAGGGGGGCUCGGUUGUUCUGCGCUGCUUCAGCCGGGGGGGCACCGCGCCCCUCGCCUACCAGUGGGCAAAGCUGGCCGAGGGCUACGGCGGGGGGCGCCUGCCCGCGGGGGCGCUGCAAGGCCGCUCUCCCGGUGACCUGGUGAUCCGCAGCCUGACCUGGGCCCACGCUGGCACCUACCAGUGCCGUGUCACCAACCGCGUGGGGUACUCGGUGUGCCAGCUCAACCUGAGCCUGGGACCUCGCGGGCGCCAGGCCGGGAUCAUCGUGGGCUCCAUCCUGGGCUCGCUGCUCCUGCUCAGCCUGCUGGGGCUGCUCAUCUGGGCCCUGAUCGCCCGCUACCAGCGCAAGGAGUGCCAGCGGGCCUGCAGCGACUGCAGGAGCAGCACGGGUGGCACCAUGCCCCGGCCCUGCACGGCCUGCGGCCACCACUCGUACUCGCCGCACGGCAUCAGCUACAUGCAGUGCCAGCACGGCGACAGCGACGAGCGCGCGGCCGCGCUGCUCUGCAACGAGGGCAUCCGGCACCAGGUGGCCUGUCCCGGGCUGUGACAGCGCGAGGGGACAGCCACGGGGCGGGGACAGCGACGGGGACAGCGACAGCGACAGCGAC
This is a messenger RNA of Catharus ustulatus (Swainson's thrush), 1081 nucleotides long. Its product is annotated as V-set and immunoglobulin domain-containing protein 8-like. The transcript is spliced from 7 exons. The record is from RefSeq and is a predicted model, not a curated record. Gene Ontology annotation, cellular component: intracellular anatomical structure. Bases 1 to 1020 code for a protein of 339 amino acids. NCBI's taxonomy places the organism in Eukaryota, Metazoa, Chordata, Aves, Passeriformes, Turdidae.